CUGCGCCUCUCCGGCCUCUCGGGCAGCUCCCGGGCCGCCCGCCCUCCGAGGAGCGGAGCACUUACCCCGCCGGGGCCCGUCGCGUCGCAGGUGCACCGGGAGCGCUCGCCAUGAGGACCCUGUGGCUGGCGCUGUGCGCGCUGGCUCGGCUAUGGCCCGGGGCCCUGGCUGGCUGCGCCGAGGCUGGGCGCUGCUGCCCAGGCAGAGACCCCGCCUGCUUCACCCAUGGCUGGAGGCUGGACAGGGUCUACGGGACGUGCUUCUGCGACCAAGCCUGCAUCCUCACCGGGGACUGCUGUUUCGACUACUCCAGGGCGUGCCCAGCUCGCCCGUGCAUCGUGGGGGAGUGGAGCCCCUGGAGCGGCUGUGCAGACCAGUGCAAGCCCACUGCUCGCAUUCGGCGGCGCCCAGUGCGGCAGGAGCCUCAGAACGGCGGGGCACCCUGUCCACCCCUGGAAGAGAGGGCUGGCUGCCUGGAGUACUCAACGCCACAGGGCCAGGACUGCGGGCAUGCCUUCGUCCCUGCCUUCAUAACUACCUCUGCAUUCAACAAGGAGAGAACAAGACAAGCCGCUUCUCCACAGUGGUCUACAGACACACAGGAUCCUGGAUACUGUAUGGAAUUCAAGACAGAGUCACUGACUCAUCACUGUGCAAUGGAGAACCGACCUCUGACUCGAUGGAUGCAGUAUCUCCGAGAGGGAUACACGGUGUGUGUAGAUUGUCAGCCUCCAGCUAUGAACUCCGUGAGCCUGCGUUGUUCAGGAGAUGGCCUGGACACUGAUGGAAAUCAAACUCUCCAUUGGCAAGCCAUUGGGAAUCCUCGAUGUCAAGGAACUUGGAAAAAAGUUCGGCGAGUAGAUCAGUGUUCUUGUCCAGCUGUCCACAGCUUUAUUUUUAUAUAGACUGUGAAGUACGUAUUUUCAAAUGUGUUUGUAAGCAUGUUAAAUAUUAUUAAGUCAAAUUCAACGCUUCAUAAACUGUCAAAAACCGGCCAAAGUCCCUGGACACAUGCCAUGGUUACCCUCUGAUGUAGAGAAAGAAAAUUUAGGGACCAGUUCUCAAGAAACACUAUACCUUUAUUUUCAUUUUUACUAAGUUGGGGACCCACCCUAAAGACUUCUUUGGUCUUAUAUAUUUGACCUUCCAUUUUGAGGUCAUCCAACAGGUAGCCUGUGGCACAGAAUACAUGACUGCUUGCCCUAAUAUUACCAUAAUGUGAUCCAUUUAUUGUAAGUUGUCAUUUAAGGGUAUCCACCCUUUGAAUCUUGCAUUCUUUCUUUCUAUUCUGUAAUCUCGUAAAAGCUUCUCACUUAAAAAAAUGUAUACAGAUAUUUGUACACUCUCACACAUAUAAUUUGCAUAUGUUAGUCCAUAAGUUCUGAAUUAAAUAAUAUCGAGCAAACUGUCACAAAUGAUUUUUCCACAGGACAAGUUGUUUAAGAUUUCAGUAAGCAUUUUGUAAUGAAAAACCAGCAGCUUUCCUAAAAAUACUUUUUUUUUUUAAAGAAGCAAUCUUCUCAGGUUGGUUGAAAAGGUCAAUCGCUCUUGCUCAAUAGGAGUUCUUUUAAAUGUUAUUCUCAUAAAGAGAAAUUUUGGACCUAAUUAAUGAAAUGAUUGCUUAAUUGUGAAAAUUCUAUCAUCAUCAUCUAAGAUUAUUUCUGAGGCUAGCAAGCCUGGAGUUGACUAAAAACAAUCUUUCAGGGCCCAACGUCAGGUAUGUUUUGUUCCACAGCAUUGAUUUUCUUGUGUUGGGUCCUGGUUCCUGAGAGCCGGGGAUAGAAGACAGAGGCAUCGAUAUAGAGGCAUGAAUUUUAUUACAAAUAUUAUGAUCUGUCACACACAGAGACAUAUUAGUCCCCUUACUGUGUGGUUGGAAAGUUAAUGAAUCAAAGACAUAAAAUAAUAUUAACAAAUUUUUACUAAAUUGCAUAUUUCUUGGUACUUAUCACGUAAUGACAGAAUGCCCACGGCGAGCUUAAUAGGGAUAGAAACAUUCCCGACAUUUAAUGCUGUGAGUGUCAGUGUUUCUGACUAUACAUGGAUUGAAAUGUCAAAGUUGUUUUUGUAAUUCCUCAGAAACUGACAACAAAAAAUCUGAGUCUCAUCAAGACUGAGAACUUUGUAAUUCCAGCAUUAACAUUUUAAGGCUAUUCUAACAUUUACAAAGCGAGAUUUUUAAAGACAUUCCUGGGUAACUUUUAAUUUUACUUAAGAUUUGUAUACCAGUAAAUAAAAUUUCUGUUUAUACUUUAA
Molecule: messenger RNA, 2256 nt
Organism: Loxodonta africana (African savanna elephant)
Lineage: Eukaryota; Metazoa; Chordata; Mammalia; Proboscidea; Elephantidae
Gene: SBSPON
Product: somatomedin B and thrombospondin type 1 domain containing
Exons: 5
Coding region: 111-905 (264 amino acids)
Source: RefSeq, a predicted model, not a curated record